Molecule: messenger RNA, 1614 nt
Organism: Capsicum annuum
Lineage: Eukaryota; Viridiplantae; Streptophyta; Magnoliopsida; Solanales; Solanaceae
Product: dnaJ protein ERDJ3B
Exons: 10
Coding region: 306-1343 (345 amino acids)
Biological process (GO): protein folding
Source: RefSeq, a predicted model, not a curated record
UAGCGAAAUUCAGUUCAACAAAAUUAUUAUUACUAUUAUAACAUAAGAAGAAUCUGUUAUUCUCGUUGAUUCUGAAAACUCCAAAUUAUAUUUUCACGUCGCUAUGUAUAAUAAAUCCUUAAUAUUUGAUCCUUUUCGAACCCUUUAUAUAUAUAUUUAGUGAGAUUGUUUUUAAUAGAUCUGUGCUUUUUGAAUUGUGCACGCAGUGGAACCUUCAGUGCACCGAACUAGUUCAUCGUUAAAUAGAUCUGUUUACUAACCCUAGAAUUUCCAAAAAAAAAAAAAGGAAUCAAAAUCGAUUCCUUAUGGCGGAAGGAAGAUCAAAAUUGUUAUUUUUGUUAUGCAUUUUAUCGUCAUCGUUAAUUAUUUCCAUUGCAGCGAAGAGUUAUUAUGACAUAUUACAAGUUCCGAAAGGUGCUUCGGAUGAACAGAUCAAACGAGCUUAUAGGAAGCUUGCGUUGAAGUAUCAUCCUGAUAAAAAUCAAGGAAAUGAGGAAGCUAAUAAGAAAUUUGCAGAAAUUAGUAACGCUUAUGAAGUGCUUUCGGAUGGUGACAAGAGGAAUAUAUACGACCGGUAUGGAGAAGAAGGUCUUAAACAGCAUGCUGCUAGUGGAGGCAGAGGUUCAGGAAUGAAUAUGCAAGACAUAUUUAGCCAGUUUUUCGGCGGAGGCACAAUGGAAGAAGAAGAAGAGAAAAUUGUUAAAGGAGAUGAUGUGAUUGUUGAUUUGGAUGCAACAUUGGAAGAUUUAUACAUGGGAGGUUCCUUGAAGGUUUGGAGAGAGAAAAAUAUUUUGAAGCCAGCCCCUGGUAAGAGGCGUUGCAACUGCCGCAAUGAGGUUUAUCACCGGCAAAUUGGUCCAGGAAUGUUCCAGCAGAUGACAGAGCAGGUCUGUGACCAAUGCCCCAAUGUGAAGUUUGAAAGGGAGGGCUAUCACAUUACUGUGGAUAUUGAGAAAGGAAUGCAAGAUGGACAAGAAGUAGUAUUUUAUGAAGAUGGUGAGCCUAAGAUAGAUGGUGAACCUGGAGACCUGAAGUUCCGUAUUCGCACCGCUCCGCAUGAUCGAUUCAAGAGGGAAGGAAAUGACCUACAUACAACUGUUACUAUUACUCUGGCGCAAGCACUGGUUGGUUUCAACAAGACCGUUAAGCAUCUCGACGACCAUUUGGUAGAUAUUAGCACAAAUGGGAUCACCGAGCCAAAGAAAGUGAGGAAGUUCAAAGGCGAAGGGAUGCCACUGCAUUUCAAUAACAAGAAGGGUGAUUUAUAUGUUAAAUUUGAGGUUCUUUUCCCUACAUCAUUAACAGAAGACCAGAAGAAAAAGGUCAAGGAAAUUCUUGUUUAGGAUAUACUAAUGUCUUUUCAAUCCUUAGAACUUUUUUGUUCCAUAUUUUCACAAACAUCGCGUCAAUGUGUCGAACCUUACUGUAAUCUUACAAGGCGUUCUCAUCGUCAAAUUUUCCGAGCCCUUGAAGUCCUAUUAAUUUUUUGUUACCAACAUCAUUUGAGAUGUAGUUUUACAGGCCAUUUGAACUGACUAACAAGGAUAUGAUUGAGCAGAUUUGAGAACUUUAUAUUGUAUUGGACAAUUACUGCAGAUUAGAUAUUUGCUAGCA